Molecule: messenger RNA, 1289 nt
Organism: Rhodamnia argentea
Lineage: Eukaryota; Viridiplantae; Streptophyta; Magnoliopsida; Myrtales; Myrtaceae
Product: probable calcium-binding protein CML15
Exons: 1
Coding region: 462-950 (162 amino acids)
Molecular function (GO): calcium ion binding; enzyme regulator activity
Source: RefSeq, a predicted model, not a curated record
CCUCAAAAUGGGACACUCCAAAAUUACAAAAUGCCCAGAUUCUCUGGCUCUAAGUCCAACGUUAUAUGAACAAUGGACACCUUCCUCGUACCUUCCUAGUCCAACUAGACUAACAUGUCCUGCGAAUCUUCAGCUUUCCUGUACAAAUUUUAAUCACCGACGCGCUUUUUCCGUUAUAAAGUCUGUGCCAUUGGACCAAAUUGAACCUCAAAUCCAUAACCAACCUCAACACCCCCCUCCUCCAUUGCGUAAUAUACCAAAGAUCCACCCCCCUUCCUCCUCUUCUUUCUUCCACCACCACCAGACACCCACCAACGUCACCGCCACCCACCAACGCCACCGCCUCCUCCUCCUUCGGAGAACCCGCAUUUUCAUCUGGGCAUCCGCUUCCAGCCUCACUGUCGAGGAGCCCAGCGAGAACUCACGUCGCGGAGCAUUGCGUGCGACAUUAAAUCCUAGCCAUGGCCGCGGCGACGCUGCGGGUCGACCAGCUGAGCCAGCUGAGGGACAUCUUCGCGCGGUUCGACAUGGACUCCGACGGCAGUCUGACGAUCCUGGAGCUGGCGGCGCUCCUCCGCUCUCUCGGGCUCAAGCCGUCGGGGGACCAGGUCCACGUCCUGCUCAGCAACAUGGACGCCAACGGCAACGGCCUGGUCGAGUUUGACGAGCUGGUGAACGUGAUAUUGCCGGACAUGAACGAGGACGUGCUGAUCAACCAGGAGCAGCUCCUGGGGGUGUUCCGCUCCUUCGACCGCGACGGCAACGGGUACAUCACGGCGGCGGAGCUAGCCGGGGCAAUGGCCAAGAUGGGUCAGCCGCUGACGUACAAGGAGCUCAGGGAGAUGAUCAAGGAGGCCGAUGCGGACGGCGAUGGUGUGAUUAGCUUUAAUGAGUUUGCCACCGUGAUGGCGAAGUCGGCCUCUGAUAUUUUCGGCAAGUCCUUCUCCUAAUGUAGAUGGCUUCUCCAAUUGUGUAACGUGUUGAAUCUAUGGCAAGCAAGAACGACAUAUGGUCAUCCACAUUGCAGAGAAUUUGUGCAGAUUCGUGGAGUCUCUGCAAAAUCAAUGUCGAUUAGAUGGUUAGAAUUCAAGAAAGCGAGUUCUUUCUUGCUUUGCGAUGCACGUGAUUUGUGCGGCGCAGGGCGAGAACUGGAAAACAUGGGUCGGCCUCGAUUCUUGAUUAAUUCUUUAACAUGUAGAUAAGAUCUGUCAGCUGACAAUUUGUAUCCUAGAUUUAUUCAAUCUCUUGAGUUUCUCUUCUUUGGCAAAGUCCUGAUGUUGGUGUGGAUU